AUGGAUUCUCGGUUCCCCGUCUUUCGUGAAGAACUAUACAAUGUCCAGAUGGAUGUGAAACAGCUCCACCAGAUACAGGGCAGCCAUGCCGAGAGACUUGCGCGCCUCGAGAAGCUCCAGGCAAACGAGUCGGCCAUCAAGUCCGCCUGGAACUCGCCCUUUCCCAGUGCUAUUGGGGGCACACCACAACACGGUCCCAUCCAGCUGCCCCCCAGUGACUUGUUCGAUGACUUUGAUGAGCAAGGCCAGAAUCUGCUUGGGAGUCUCCACCUCGACACGGAGGACGAGCCUGUGCGAAGGGGUGCUGCCUCGCGUGCCAAUAGCGUUCGAUUUGACGAAAGUGCCCUCCAAGGCUCGAGCUGGGCGCAGAAUGGGAGGCAGUCAGGCGAAUUUGUUCCCAUCAGGCCCGGCAGUGGUAUGGGAAAUAUGAUGGAGCGCAGUCUCUCGCACAAGUCCGACGGCCGACAUAGUUCUGCGGGCUACUCCGUACAUUCGGCACAUUCGCAUCACUCUGUAGCGUCUGGCCGUGGCAGCAGUCUGGGUCUGGACACGAACUACGCGACAACCGGCUCCGAGGACGACUCUCCUGUCGAGAUCGCCGGGCCGCCCCCAGGAUUCUUCGUCCUCGGUUCAGUGCCGGCCAUCGUUCGAUGUUGGCUGACUGAGAACUUUGCUCACGACACGCUUCUCUAUGCCGACAUAUGCACUGGCUCGCAACAAUCCAUUCUUGACUUUUCACUGGUCAGAGAGCUAGGCUUGGAAGACGAAAUCCAUAAGGACCUUGACGGUGUUCAUCGCCUCCGACUGCCAGUCUAUCUGACCGAGGCUACCGUUACGCACCCCAGCGCUCGGAAUUCUGGUUCCGACCCGCCGAUGCCGAACAUAGUGACCAGCUUUGAGGUAGUCAAUCUUGAAGGAACGGACACUACGGAAUCGACGACAAGCUUACGGGUCUUCAUUGGAAGUGAGACGUUGCGGGAGCACUCUGCGGAUGUCCUCUUCUCCCAAAAUCGCAUGACUCUGUAUGGUAAUGAGCGGGAGAAACUGUCUGUCCCCUUUAUACGCCCGGAGGACCACGGAGUAUACAAGCACAUCCGUACCUCGGCCAUCUUGCCAGAAAAGAUUAAGUUGAAUGCUAAUGCCCGGCCAUUUGUUGUUGGCGAGCCGACGCAGCAGCCGGUCGACCCUCCCAAUGGCAUAGGUGAGAAGUUAGACCAAGAUACACAGAUCCCAUGUCCGCACUCACCGGAGUCCGAGGCACCAAGCAGACCAGUUGAACAGGAUCCAGGCCUCGUUACAGAAGUUGAUGCCGACCGUGACAGCCAGAACAAGGUAUCCAAUACAUCCGAAGGCGUCUCGGACCAAACGUCUACCAAUGACCAUCGUGGCGAGGGCGCCGAUGAUAGCCAUCAGCAUGAGUCCCCGGCGGGUGGCAUUUGGUCCUCAUGGAGGCAAGGUCCGUCAGCAAAUGGGGAGACUGCACCACUGAGCGGUUACCAACCCGCAGGCCGAGCCCGGAACAUGAAAGUGUUGAAACCUAGCAAGUCCAAUUCUUCUACUUCCGCUCGAACCGGUGCGUCUUACGAGCCGCCUCCACCCCAUAGAGCGAGCGCCGAAAGUCGUAGGAAGAGCCAGCCACCUACCGAGGUCGCUGCAACGCCAACUGGAGUACUCAGAUGGAAGUCGGACAAACCUUCGACAUCAAGUGUGUCAGAGAUCAAGCCGGCGGUUGCCCCUGCGGUCCGCGACACUCGCAGUGUGUCUGCCGCAAGCACGCCUCGCACUUCGGCAAACCCCGUCGGAGGCGCCUCGGCUUUUUCCUGGAUGACUCCGGCCAGCAAGCCGAAGGGACCUGCGGCGGCGGCCGAUUAG
Molecule: messenger RNA, 1872 nt
Organism: Neoarthrinium moseri
Lineage: Eukaryota; Fungi; Ascomycota; Sordariomycetes; Amphisphaeriales; Apiosporaceae
Exons: 2
Coding region: 1-1872 (623 amino acids)
Source: RefSeq, a predicted model, not a curated record